CCAUCCAACUCGCCCUCGCCGCAAAAUGCCUCGGGUAGUUGAGACCAGGGACUCCAUCAAAGACAUCUGGGGCGAACGUACCCCAUACAAGCACCAGUGGCCGAUGCGGUGCGACUCGCAUCUGGUCGACACCCCGGAUAAAUGGGUCCAGAGUGCUUGUGUGCUCUGCAGUAAUGGGUGCGGGCUGGAUAUCGGGGUCAAGAAGGGCAGAGUCGUCGGUGUCCGCGGUCGCACGGUUGACCGCGUGAAUAAGGGACGACUGGGGCCCAAGGGGUUGAAUGGCUGGGUCUCCAUCAACCACCCGGACCGACUAAAGCACCCUCUGAUCCGCCGCAAUGGCAAGCUCGAGCGAGCCUCAUGGGACGAGGCCAUGUCGCUGAUUGUCGACCGCGCCAAGGACAUUCAGUCACGGCUGACGAACCAUGGCAUUGGCUUUUAUACGACGGGUCAGUUCUUUCUCGAGGAGUACUAUGUCCUCGCCAUGGUUGGGAAGGCUGGGCUGAAUACUUUGCACAUGGACGGAAACACACGCCUCUGCACUGCAACUGCAGCUGCCAGUAUGCGCGAAUCGUUUGGGAGUGACGGGCAGCCAGGCUCGUACUCUGACAUCGACUACACAGACUGCCUGUUCCUCGUUGGCCACAACAUGGCCAACACGCAGACGGUGCUCUGGGCGCGCGUGCUGGACCGUCUCGAGGGACCGAAUCCGCCCAAGCUGGUCGUUGUCGAUCCGCGGACAUCAGAGACGGCAAAGAGGGCGACGAUCCAUCUGGCUCCCAAGCUGGGGACGAACGUGGCGUUGCUGAAUGGGCUGCAGCACUUGAUUUUCGAGAACGGCUGGGUUAAUGAGCACUACGUGUCCAACUUCGUCGUCGGGCUUGACGACUUGAGGAAGACGGUCAAGAAGUACACCCCACGGCUCGUAGAGGAAAUCACCGGCGUCCCUGCCAGCCAACUCCACGAAGCCGCAGAGGCCAUUUCAACCUCCGGAAGCCUCCUCUCCACAGCCCUCCAGGGCGUCUACCAAUCCAACCAAGCGACCGCGGCCGCCUGCCAAAUCAACAACAUCAACCUCCUUCUCGGCCACAUCGGCAAACCGGGCAGCGGGAUCCUGCAGAUGAACGGACAACCCACAGCCCAGAAUAACCGCGAAACAGGCUGCGACGGCGAGUACCCGGGCUUUCGCAACUUUCAGAACCCAAACCACAUGAAGGAGAUUGCAGAUAUCUGGAAUAUAGACUACGCGCAUGUUCCGCACUGGAAUCAGCCGACACACAUCCAGAAUAUGCUCAACUACAUUGAAGCAGGUUCCAUCGAGAUGUUCUGGGUGUCGGGCACGAAUCCGCUCGUCAGUCUGCCUCACCUGCAUCGCGUCCGCGACCUCCUCACGAAACCGGAACUCCUCCUCGUCGUGCAGGACAUUUUCAUGACGGAGACGGCAGCGAUCGCAGACGUCGUUCUCCCCGCCGCACAAUGGGGCGAGAAGACAGGGUGUUUUACAAACGCUGAUAGAACAAUGCACCUCAGCCACAAAGCCGUCGAGCCACCGGGCGAGGCAAAAGCAGACCUAGACAUCUUCCUCGACUUCGCUCGGCGGAUGGACUUUCAAAAUAAAGACGGCGGCCCGCUGAUCCCCUUCACGCACCCGGAGGAAGUCUUUGAAGAGUGGAAGAAGAUGUCCUGCGGCCGCCCGCUGGACUGCAGCGACCUGACGUACGAGAAACUCACAGGCGGCUCGGGGAUCCAGUGGCCGUGUACGACGGAGUAUCCGUACGGGAAGGAGCGGCUGUUCGACAAUGGGAAAUUCUACACGGACACGGAGUACUGCGAAAGUUUCGGGCAUGAUCUGGAGACGGGGACGCCGUUGUCAAAGACGCAGUACGACGCGAUGAAUCCCGCCGGUCGUGCGAUCCUCAAGCACGCGCACUAUAAGCCGUCGCUAGAGGCCGCGAGUGAAGAGUAUCCGUUCCUGCUUGCGACAGGGCGGCAUGUGUUUCAUUUCCAUACAAGGACCAAGACGGGGCGGUCGAAGCGGUUGCAGAGGGCGGAUCCGGAUGCGAGUGUCGUUUUGUGUAGGGAGGAUGCGGAGAGGGUUGGCGUGAGUGAAGGCGAGAUGGUGCUGGUCAAGUCGAGGAGAGGCCAGGUCGAGCUGGCUGUGAAGAUUGACGAGAUUCUUCCGGGUCAUGUCUUUAUUCCGUUUCAUUUUGGAUAUUUUGACUCGACGGAUCACAGGGCGAGGGCAGCGAAUGAAUUGACGACCGAGCAAUGGGACCCCGUCUCGAAACAACCACGAUUCAAAUCCGGCGCCGUGCGCAUCGAAAAGUGCGUGCAAAAGGAAGUGCAGGCAAAGGAGCAACAAACCGCCGCAAUAAAACGCAUCGAGGAGAAGAAGGUGGACGCAGCUUAUAAAGGUCAAGACGAGGGCAUCAAGAAGCGCGUACGCUGGCUGGAGAUGUGGCUGGGCGCAACACACGAAGCCCUUGAGAUGCUGCGAGAUAUCUACAAAGAUCUCAUUCCCCGACUCGUUCAUGAUCUGGAGAUCCAGGCUGGACUAGAGGUCAUGCAGCGCAUUACCAAGACUGUCUUGGAAAGGUUCGAUCCCAUCAUCAAGCGGUAUCAUGAGAGCCGCUUGUAUGGUAGGAGGGUCUGUGAGCGUCUGCGGGCGAGUCUGUUCCCCAUGGAAGACACGGGUGAUCCGUACUGUGCGCUCAUCACGCUGCAGUCGCUGGGUAUGUUCUUGGGGUACAUCGAAGGCCAUCUACUGGCGUUGUCACCAUCCAGCCAGGCACUCUGGGAUGGAGAGUUUGUUGACGUUGUCGAUUUCGCCCAGACAAACGUACAGAGGCAGAAAGCGUGGGUGAACCAGCAUAUCAAAGUGAAGAGUCCGCAGACCCUGCUGGUGCCCCAGAAUCCGCCCUCAGACAUGACCGAUGAAUCAGGGCUGGCGCGAGAAUUCUACUACUGACACCUACUGUAACAACCCACGGGUGG
Messenger RNA from Aspergillus calidoustus, 2991 nucleotides. NCBI's taxonomy places the organism in Eukaryota, Fungi, Ascomycota, Eurotiomycetes, Eurotiales, Aspergillaceae. The record is from the annotation of a GenBank genome assembly.